Perca fluviatilis (European perch) is the source of this 1860-nucleotide messenger RNA. RefSeq names its product T-cell surface glycoprotein CD3 epsilon chain-like. The coding region runs from base 199 to 735 and encodes 178 amino acids. Lineage: Eukaryota; Metazoa; Chordata; Actinopteri; Perciformes; Percidae. The transcript has 5 exons. The record is from RefSeq and is a predicted model, not a curated record. Gene Ontology annotation, biological process: cell surface receptor signaling pathway; positive thymic T cell selection. Gene Ontology annotation, molecular function: transmembrane signaling receptor activity. Gene Ontology annotation, cellular component: external side of plasma membrane; alpha-beta T cell receptor complex.
GAUCGAGUCAGAGGGAGAACCACCACGUCUACUUCUUUUAAUCUGUUAGUCUUAUUGAACAGGCAGCGUAGUGUUUGUUAAUAUCUUGUAGUGAAUACAUUACUACAGUAUUGUAAUACAUUACAAUACUAACCUGAUCUAUAGAGUAAAACGCUCAAGAAACAACAACAAACAAAAAACAGAGUUUGUCUUAAGAAAAUGAACAGCAUGGGUGUCCGGGCCACGCUCGCCGUCCUCCUCCUGUUCAUAGCUACUGUGAAGGCUGCUGAAGGACAAGUAACAUUCUGGAGAGCAAAUUUCACAAUGACCUGUCCUGGUGAAGGGAAUUGGUUCAAGAAAGAAUCUGUCUUUAAUGGGAGAGAGUACACACAAGUUUAUGAUGGCAAUUCCAAAGGCUUAUACCGCUGUGAAUACGUUACUGUUGAAGGAAGUCAAUUAAAGAAGACAUAUUAUUUCUACGUGAAGGGGAAGGCGUGUGCAAACUGCUUUGAGCUGGACUCGUGGGUGGUUGGGCUGGCCAUUGUUCUGGACGUGUUGGGGACAGCAUUUGUGAUGAUGGUCAUUUACAGGUACACCAAGAAGAAAUACUCAGCUGGACCUAGUCAAGCUUCCAAAGCUCCUGCUCGUCCAGCAGGCCCCCACCAGGGUCCACCUGUCCCACACCCUGACUAUGCGCCACUGAAUCCUCGCACUCGCGCCCAUGAUGCUUAUGAUGUCGUCAACAGGAUGGGAUAAAGACAAGUCAUCUGUCUGCUCUGGGUCACUGGUUAAAAGGCUGCUCAUGCGAAGGCGACAUUCAUAAAAUACAUACACGAACAUCAGUCAUGCUCCCAGUAGCAUGCAUACACUGGCUUUUGCUCUCUUGGAUUUAGAGGGUCGCUUGACCCAAAUGGCAAAAAAAAUAUAUUACAUAGCCAGGCAAUGUAGUUCAGGUUUAAGUUGUCCAGGUAUGCUGCCACCACCGUGGUACAACAGAGCUGAAUGGCAUUUAAUUUGGGAUCCUCGCAGUAUUUACAAAUUUUAAAAAUUAAAAAUACAUUAAAAAACUACUUAGUGACUACUUUCUUACUGUCUUCCAAAGAAAUAGUCCACAUGAAAACUGUUGUCAGUGUAUAUGGUGGAUUAUUCUGAGAAACAGGUAUGUUGGUUCUGUGUGUUGCUGUACAUGAGUAUGUCCCAACCUCAGGGUACUUCUGCUUAAUAUACAUAAUAUACAGAUAAUGUUCUUUUGAUAUUGUCAACUGGUGUCGGCCUUAAAUGAUAUGAUGAAGCAUUGAGAUCAUAGUUAAAAGUGCUGUUAUACUGGACUGCAUUAUAUUCAGAGGUGUUUCUAAUAUCCUUCCCUUCUCAUGUAUGUAAAUAGAGAGAUUCAUUAACUAGAAUUUAACCUAGGACCUCACUAAUAAACAUAAUUGACUUAACACAUUUUCAACGUCCCAAACAUUUAAUAUUAUCAGCGUCGUUAAGAUAGAAUUUAUGGCAGAGCUGCUGGAUUUCAUUAGAUUGUACAGGUGUACCCAAAUAAAGUGAUCACUGAGUCUAUGCAGUAUAUGUUUUUGUAGUGUACUGACUCUGUAAUAUACAGCGUUGGCUGAGAGUCUAAUUUACAAUAGUGUCAUAGAUAAAAAAUCACUUUGUCGUGUCAAAUAGAGAGAUACCCGAAUACAUGUUUUCUGUACAUAUAUGUUUAUGUUGUCAGACAUGUAAAACAUUUCUGCACAAACUCAUUUUGCUGAUCACAUCAAGACGCUUACUGCAUUUUCUUGUCUGUUUUUCCGAUCUAAUCUGUUGUGUAAAUCUCCUUGUUACUGCAAUGGACACACACACAUGUCACUGAUGAAUAAACCACAGUCAGCAGUG